AUGGCGAAGAAAUCCCGCGCUGAGGCCAAACGUUCGGCGAAAAUGGGGAUCGUACGAGAGGAGGUGGACAAAAUAAACGCGCGGACGGGCGACGGCGCGAAGAGCGCGCGAGCGCUCUCGACGAGAACAAACGAGCCCGGUAUGCGAGGCGAUGACGACGUUCGCUCGUCAAACGACCGCGCGUCUAUCCACGGCUCCAUCGAAUCCUUCGCAACGGCUUCGGUCGAUCCUUGGGGUGGGUCGUUCGUUCACGCCGCCGAGCAGCUGCCGAGCCGCCAGGUGGCACCAACCGCAACGACAGCGAUGCGAGAGUCGGUGUCGAAGAAGCGCUCUCACGACAAGGCGCCGCUAAGCCCGAGCCGAUACGAGAACGUACCAAACGAAAUUGGAGCAACGAUGACGAAACGCACGAAGGAGUCGGCGAAGGCAUCGUCCAAGCGCGGUGGCGACUUUGGUAGUCCGGUUGCCACAAUGCCCAGACCGCUUCGAGCAGACACCGAGGAGGGUAAAAUUUUCGCUCUCGAGCGCAAGGGACCAGAGCUCCCACCAGCGGCGGAGUGUUACCUCGGUCCUUGGCUAGGUGAGGAGCGGGCCCGUCUUCUCGCUUACGAGGCGUGCAUGCAGACGUGCCUUGAACGAUCGCUCGACCCGCCGUCAUUCGAUGGACAGAAGAAGUUUGAUUUGCAAACAGCCUUGUACUUUGUCAACGACAGAUGUGCUGAGCUUCGACGGGCUUUCGGGUUAGAUGGAGUUUUGGUUGGCAUCGGCUCGGACAUGCCACGCACUCCCGAACCGAAAGUUCGAGUGACGCCGGAAAAGGGAUUCGUGGCGCCCAACGCGCUCCGCGGUCACGCGGCGCUAGCUGGUGCAGGAGGGGGACGCUGGAUAGCGAUCACGGUCGCUGCUACUGAGGUCGAGAUCAUCGAUAGAGGACUCAAAAAGCUCACUCAUGGUUGGGAUCCGCGUCAGCACGGUUGGCAACGGCCCACUGAGGCCCGUGGGCAGCGCAUGACAAUUCGCACGGAAGGCGGCGAGGGGAGUAGCGACGCGUGCGUCGAACUCUCCGUGAAACAGGCGCCACUGCGUCUGGCAUUGGGCCGAGAUGAUACCGAUUUCAUCGUCGAGAUUCCACUCGAAAAGAAGGUUGCCACCGCGAAGAUUGGCCUAGACGAGUUGUGUAGAAAGUCAGAGGUUGGAAUCGUCGAGCUUCCACUGACAGUCACCGUGCAAGUACCGGCAACUGAACAAGCGGCGGCUUACGAGGACACGUAUGAGAAGGGUAAAGUGAAACUGAGCGUCGUGUUCGAGACGGCGGUCGGUGCAGGUUUGAUUUUAGCGCCUCCGGGUGCGGGAACGGCGCCCGACCGCUCUACGCAAGGUUGGGCAGAAGCGAGCAGAGCACUCACGCCUCAGGCCGCGUACGAUUUCGCCCUCGCGGCGGCCCUUCGCGCGCUCGGGUUCACUCGGCGUCGACUUCGCGUUCACGGUGGGUGGGAAGUACUCCUUGCAGAACUCGCUCGAAGUCACGCUGUGACCGAGACGUACUCCUCGUUGCGUUACAUUCAGCACCUAUUAGCCGUGGCGACACCUACGGCGGAUUGCUUGGCUCUCAUUCGACAGCACUUGCACUUGGCUCUGAGAAAACAAGCCGAGGGCUCGCUCGGCGCAACCGAAGGUCAAAUGCUCAACGGUAUUCGAUCAGCUGUGAUGACACUCGUAUGUAUUUGCUUCGAAAACUACAAGUCGCUGGACGAGUGCGAUUUUGACGGCAUCAGGCAGAGUGGUUCGCCCGUCGUUCCUGCGCCGGCGCUCUACGUGUCUCUGGACUUGUUCAAGGCGCUGCAACGAGACCCAAGCUCAAACGCAUCCCUUGAGAUCAUCGUUGAAAAGGUGACGAGCGCCGCUCGUCAGUGCUUCAAGAGAAACAAGGCGAUCGAAGUCAACGAGAAGCGCAAGUUGGUGGUGAACAACAAGGAUCUCGUCAUGCAGUUGUACGUAGCCAUCGGCGACCUUUGCGUAAGACUGAAGAAUGAGCUCGAGAUCGACCGAAUGAUUCAGAACGCCUCGUCGUUUCCCGGAGCGUUUUCGUUACCCGCUGUCACGGCUGAUAUAUAUUGCACAGACGUGGCGGCCACUUUCAAGGAUGCGUUGGAGGCGGCGGCGCCGCCCGGACCGCCUUGCAAAGACGUCUUGGAUUGCAUUGAACGAUCGUGUCAUUUGCAAGCGAGCGCGUCUCUAGAAGAGAAAGAGGGACAAAGACUCAUAGCUCUCAAACUCGAUACUCGCUCGAUUUGGCAAUCCCACAUCGACGGCUGGAUUGUUCACGCGAAGAAGCGGCUCGAGAUGCGCUGCAAAGCGGUGCUGAGUUCGAAGGGCGUCAUUGGUCCAGCCAUUGAUGAGUGCUACAUCGCGAUGAAUGAAGCGUUGAACGGAUUCGAACGAAUCGUCACGCGAUGGCCCGAUCAAGCGCUCGCGCUCGAGCAAGUUCUUGCCGGUGCUGAACGAUUGCUGAUGAAACACAUCGCGGAGACGGUUGAACACUUGGCAAUUCCAAAUGAGGAUGGUGACAACACAAAGUCGCCGCACGCGCGAAAGGGCAACUGGAUUACCAAUAUCGGUCGCAUGAAAGAGGGCGUCGCCUCCGUGGCGAAGCGAACGCAACAGAUGUCUCAGCAAGUUUCAAAGCGCCUAACGUCUCGAGACUCAUCGCACAACGGUAUUCCGCCGCCGCUCGCUGCGGCGCUGAACGCUCUCAAGUCAAUGGAAAUUCGUCGCGCGGAGGAAGACAGGGUCGGUCAGCGUUUGACGAGCUGGGCGGUUGCCGGCGGGAGUGUCGGUGCCGAUGAACUCGGCCGAGUAUUGACCGAGACGCUCGGAGAAUUGCGAGCGCAUUACAACGGAUACUUGCGACGCGCGGUGCGCGGCGUCUACGAAUGCGGCCCAUCGUUGAGGGAUAGACUCGUCAAGGCGAAACCGAAGAAGGAUAUCGACGUCGACUCCGUCGUUGCGCCCAUCCUUACCUACAUCGAUGGCAUCAGAAUAUCGCUUGACAGGAAACUUCCGCAGCGUCGCGCUCUCGUUGGCGUUCUCAGAGGGUUAUGGGACACCAUCGGCGCGGAGUGUUUGGCGUUUUACGAAGAAGACUUGCGAACCAACUCCACGUGGCACAAGCGCGUCCUGGCGAGCGCCGCGGUGGAACUGGUCAGCGAAAAGAUCGAAUCAAUCAUUCGCGAGUUUUUGGUGCACGACGCGCACGACAAGGACGUCGAGCCACCGCAAUCGGUCGCCAAGCUCGGCGCAUACAACUCUGGCAACGUUCGAGAAUCCUUUGGGAUUUAUUAA
Molecule: messenger RNA, 3342 nt
Organism: Ostreococcus tauri
Lineage: Eukaryota; Viridiplantae; Chlorophyta; Mamiellophyceae; Mamiellales; Bathycoccaceae
Product: unnamed product
Exons: 1
Coding region: 1-3342 (1113 amino acids)
Source: RefSeq, a predicted model, not a curated record